CUUCGGUCCAAAGUAACGUUUUAACCCUCCAAAUGCAGCCCGGAUUAUUAGAAUAACUCAUAGCGUAACCUUACUCAGAGUGAAUAUAAAGUAGGCCGCAGCUGUUUACGCUUAACAUAAGUUUGAUGAAACAGCUGGAAAAACCUGUGGAUGUUAGCUGACGAAUGUUGUAUCCGUUUAUGUCAUAACGGUUCAAAGUUUAAAAAGUACAGCUACGGUUUGAAUAGUUAGGAAAUUAUAAUAAUUGAAAGUACGGAUUCAUUUACAGUGGUUUGUACCUGCCUGGUUAGUGGUUAGCGGAUGAAAACUGCGGCUAAAUGAAUGUUGGCGUAGCUCACAGUGAGGUGAACCCCAACACGCGGGUGAUGAACAGCAGGGGAAUAUGGCUCACCUAUCUGUUACUGACGGUGGUUCUGCACAUUGUUCUGCUCAGCAUUCCUUUCUUCUCGGUGCCGCUCGUCUGGACGCUCACCAACGUUAUCCACAACCUGGCGAUGUACCUGUUCCUGCACACAGUGAAGGGCACUCCCUUCGAAACUCCAGACCAGGGCAAAGCACGUCUGCUCACGCACUGGGAACAGAUGGACUACGGCGUCCAAUUCACUUCUUCACGCAAGUUUCUCACCAUCUCACCAAUUGUUCUGCACAUUCUUGCCAGUUUCUACACGAAAUACGAUGCGACGCAUUUUUUAAUCAACACAUGCUCCCUGAUGACCGUCCUAAUCCCAAAGCUGCCGCAGCUUCACGGAGUACGGAUAUUUGGCAUCAACAAAUACUGACGCACCCUAAAACCAGGACUUUAUCCACAAAAACUGGACUUAAAGUUGUUCUGCUCCUGCUGAACUGUUUUCUGAGUAACAGUUUGAGGAGACGGAGAUAAAAACUGAGGACUACCCUGAACGCCUGGAGAAACUGAAUGCACUGUUUCAUCAAAGUGUUUCUCAUACUAAAACAAGAUCCGUUGCUCGUGUUUUUGAAGGUUAAAAAUGCACUGGUUUUAUUUUGUGAUGUUUGUUCACCUUUUUUCUUUUUCUUUUUGCACUGGCUGCAACUGUGUAAAGCUGAGUUUAUUUGCCAUAAUUAUAAACCAGUUUUUUUCUACUCAAUCCAGCAUGCAUUUACAUGCCUUCAAUAAAUAUUUUACUGUGAUAUACAGAAAAAAGUAAAGUGGAUAUCAUCUUAGAAACCUGCCAGCUCUGAAUACAGGACAGGAUUUUGUAGAAUCCACUUGGUCCAGGGUUUCUACAAGUUUCACAAACUCAAAUUUGAGACUUUUUAAGACUAUUCUGAAUGGAUUUUAAGACCUGUAGCAGAACAGAAAUGUACAAAAGAAAACUGCAAAUAAAUGAAUCGAACCGUUUGGCAACAGAAGUGAGCCAAUGGCAAGAAUGAACGUCGUCCAGUCAACUGCAGAUAAAUAAAUUUCUACUUACCCAUAAUGGAUGUAAAAAAGCUAGCUAGCUGAUUAACAGCUAGUUAUUAGCUACUUAUGGUUGUUACCACUUUAAAUCAUCGUAAUGCAGUGAAGAUGUCUGUGCACAUCUCAGUUUGUGUAGCAGUAAAAUCCUGCAAGGAAAAUGAAAACUACAUGGAAUGAGGUUAAAUAGUAAUGCCACAACAAAUUUAAGACCGGCGAUUAACAUAUUUAAGGCCAACUUAUUGUUUUUCAAUCAAUUUAAGACAUUUUAAGGUCUUUAUUUUAUAUUAAUAAAUUUAAGAGAAUCCUCUUCAUGCUGUUAGAUGGCAUUAAAUCAUUUAAUCUUCUUUUGGGAUAAAUAUAUUAUUUUCAGGGUUUAUGGAGGUUUCACCUACUCAAAUUUAAGAUUUUUUAGGACCAUGUGAAUACAAUUUAAGACCUAUAUCACAAGAGAUGUACACAGCAAAUGAAGGGGACUAAAACUAACAUUUCCGGGAUCAAUUUGUGGCACUUGGCAGUAGCUUUGUGCUUUUCACAUGUCAUAUAGCCAUCUUCCAUUAGCAUCUUGUUACUGUUAGCCUUAACAGCUUUGAGUCACAGAACGCAGUGAGUGAAGAUUUCAGAGCAAAAGUCUUGUAAGAAAAAACAGAAUAUAUUACAGUAAUUAGUCCUACCACAAGCAAAAUUUAAGACCUCUGAUUGAUGUUUUUAAGGCCAACUUAUUGUUUUUCAAUUAAUUUAAGACAUUUUAAGGCCUUAAUUUUAUAUUGAUAAAUUUAAGAGAAUCAUCUUCAUGGUCUCAAAUGACAUUAAAUCUCAUAUUUAAGAUUUCUUUAGGACCAUUACGAAUAAAAUUUAAGACCUUUAUCACAAGCAAUGUAAAAAAAAAAAAAAGAUGGGGCCAGGGGGAACCAAAACAAAAAUUUCUGGGGUCAAUGUGUGGCACUUGGCAGUAGUUUUAUGGUUUUUCACAUGGCAUAUGGACAUGUGAGCAGGCCAUAUGCCUUAUCAGAAGGCAUAAGGCCAUGCGAGAAGGCUGUAUGUCUUCUCGCAUGGCCUUAUGCCAUGUAAAAAUAUGUCCAUGUGACAUCUUUCAUCAUCAGUGAGUGGAGAUGUCAGUGCAAAAGUCCCAUAAGAAAAAAACAGAGAAUAUAUAACAUUAAUUAGUUCUGCCACAACAAAAUGUAAGACCUGUGAUUAAUGUUUUAAGGCUAAUUUGCUGUUUUUCCAAUAAAUUUAAGACAUUUCAAGGCCUUAAUUUUAGAUACUUAAGACUUUGUAAGCAUCCCAUUGGUCCCAAUUUUCAAGCUGUGGGGAAGUCCAGACGCUUUACAUGAGGAGGCCGACACAGUUUUCUCCAUAUGCUCAUAUAUCCAAGGGGUUCCCCCCCUUCCGCAUUCAAUAGAGUCCUGUGUGCAUUGGAGAAAGGGUUUCCCUGUUUGUAAUGCAUGUUUCGGGGAAGUAGUUCAAAGGGAACACAGCGCAGUGUGAAUGUUGCCUGGGUUGAGCUGAGCCUGGGAAAUACAUGCAAAUAUUGCUCGCUGUAUCAGCUGUUUUAAACCUGAUGAGUAAUUGUUUGCAAGCAUUUCCAACGGUGUUGAUCGCUGCGUGGACACACGCAGGUCAUAAAGAAACCUGCAGUGGGAUUCUCGCUGCUGCUGCCUUUAAAUGUCACAGUGUCCCCAAGAUGUCACUGAAACUAGAGUGGGAGAGUAAAAGAGAAAGGAUAAACGUUGGGUUUUCUUUUUCAAACGUAGAUUGUGCUUGAUGAAAGAUAACGUUAUCUGCUCUGAAAAGCUGUUUUUCUUUUUUUUUUAUUUAUUCCUGGCUCAGCUUCUGCUUUGAAUUUAACAUCAGUCAUACCGACAGUUCCUGAGCAACAGAUUUAAAAAGUUUCAGUGCACAGCAAGUUGUUUGUUUAAAGUUUUGAAUUUACUUGGAAAGACAAAUAUGUUUUAGGUUAUCAACAGAUAUGAAAAAGGUCAAAAAUUUCUCCUGCGUUAUCUUUGAUCUUGUUAUGCAGAUUACCAAGCACAACUUUUUAAAAAAUGUGGUAAAAACAUGAGUUUUACUUAGAAAUCAACACUCAACAGACAUUUCAUUUAUUUGGGGCUUUGAUGCAUUUUGAAAGUGUAUUUUAUUCAGGCUGUAAUGACUAUGCACCAUAUAUUUAUGGAUCAAUGAGAAUAAAAUCAAGAGUUGGAUGCUAAAGAUUAAA
Poecilia latipinna (sailfin molly) is the source of this 3635-nucleotide messenger RNA. It is a transcript of the gene ormdl2, whose product is annotated as ORMDL sphingolipid biosynthesis regulator 2. The coding region runs from base 318 to 779 and encodes 153 amino acids. The transcript is spliced from 4 exons. NCBI's taxonomy places the organism in Eukaryota, Metazoa, Chordata, Actinopteri, Cyprinodontiformes, Poeciliidae. Gene Ontology annotation, cellular component: endoplasmic reticulum membrane. The record is from RefSeq and is a predicted model, not a curated record.